Molecule: messenger RNA, 1098 nt
Organism: Mycotypha africana
Lineage: Eukaryota; Fungi; Mucoromycota; Mucoromycetes; Mucorales; Mycotyphaceae
Product: major facilitator superfamily domain-containing protein
Exons: 6
Coding region: 161-1015 (284 amino acids)
Biological process (GO): transmembrane transport
Cellular component (GO): membrane
Molecular function (GO): transmembrane transporter activity
Source: RefSeq, a predicted model, not a curated record
AAAAGAAUAGACAUUGUGAGCUUUCUAGCCAAUCAAUUCGAUUUAUUUAUGGAUCUACUCACAACACGCACAUCUCAUGCUCACAUCCAAUCCGGUCCAUAUCCAUUCGAUCAACCUAUAGAGACUGGUUCACUCAGGUCAGCAUUCUUAAAGACUUGAUAUGGGAAAAGACGAAAUCAAUCAUUCCUGUUCUGUUGCAAAGGGCAAACAUAGCUCCAAAAACUAUGAAUCGAUAGAUCAAACAUCAUCUAUACCGAUCCCUAUCAGAUGUGAGACAGAAGAAGACGUUAAAGAAACAAAGGAGCAGAUAGAGCGAAGACUUGUUAGAAAGCUUGAUUUCAGUCUUGAUAGAAAUAAUAUCGGCAACGCCCGUUUGGGAUCUUUAGAAAAAGACUUGAACCUUGUAGGAAACGAUUAUUACACGGCUUUGACCAUUUUCUUUGCUGGCUACGUUCUUUUCCAUAUUCCAUCCAAUUUAUUGGUCAAAUGGUUGAGGCCUUCUCGAUGGAUUUCAGGCACGAUGAUUUUAUGGGGAGUAUGUUCUCUCUGUCAAGCAUUUACGCACAAUGCUGCUGGUCUGAUUGCUUGUCGGUUCUUUCUGGGCAUUUUUGAAACAGGCGUUGGGCCUUCGACUCCCUUGUUUUUGUCGUUUUGGUAUCAGCGAAACGAACUGGCCAGUAGAGUAGCGGUUUAUUUCGGAUCGGCGACUGUGGCGGGUGCAUUUGCCGGUGCUGUUGCCUACGGUAUUUUGGCGACAUUGGAAGGCGCGCAUGGAGUGGCAGGAUGGAGGUGGUUAUUCAUUUGUGAGGCCCUCCCGACCAUUGUGUUGGGCUUUUUGAGUUUUAUCGUAUUGCCUGAUAUACCAGAGACAGCUGGGCGCUGGCUCACACCCGAUGAAAAAGAAGUGGCCAUUCAAAGAACACGACGCAGUGGUAAUACAGAUGACAAAGCGUUUGAUAAGAAGCAGUUGGUGGCUGCUCUGAUGGAUUACAAAUUGUUAUCUACAUUGGUUUGAAUGUUGCUCUCGCUAGCUUUGCCGUGUUCUUACCUACGAUUAUCCGUGACAUGGGUUUUAGUUCUCUCCAUGCUCAGCUUUUA